Molecule: messenger RNA, 1632 nt
Organism: Arachis stenosperma
Lineage: Eukaryota; Viridiplantae; Streptophyta; Magnoliopsida; Fabales; Fabaceae
Exons: 3
Coding region: 1-1632 (543 amino acids)
Source: RefSeq, a predicted model, not a curated record
AUGGGCCAGUCAUUAGGUUUGAAGGACCAAGAUGGAAAGCAGCACAAGUAUGGUUCGAGAAGGGUUCCAAGGCCCAAUUUGCAUGGUGAUGGAGGCAAAUCAAUUAGCAUUAGGAUGGGGAAGCGAGAAAAACAUGAAAUUACACCAUCUCCAUCGCGCAGAACUCCUGUACGUCGUGGAAUUUCUCUACGGAAGCGUUCUCGGCCUUCCUCCCUGCAGAACUCGCCAGUUGAUAAAAAUGGUGGCACAACGGAGGAAACCUUAGUAGAUGGAAGCAUGGCAGGUGCAGUGUCAGGGGGUUCGAAGGUGGCAAUUAUUGAGGAUCAGAGUGUGCCAGUACCACAGGACAAACCACCUAUUGAGAGUGUUACUGUUGAGGUUCAAUUUGAUAAUUUAAUUUGGAGGUGUAGUGGUAUUUAUGGCAGUCCUCAAUUUAAUAAAAGGGUUCUCCUUUGGGAUUAUCUUGUUGCACAAUCCAUGAUUUUUCAAAGACCUUGGAUUGUUCUUGGUGAUUUUAAUGAAGUCAAAUUUUCUCAUGAAUCUAAGGGCUGUCAAUUUUCUCAUCAAAGAGCAGACAUGUUUGCUACUUUAUUAGGGGAUACUGCUUUGUUUGAUCUGAAGACUAUUGGGAGGCGGUUUUCUUGGCUUCAGUCUGAUCAUUGCCCUAUUCUGGUGCGUUGUAAAAGUCGUCCUCAGCCUAAAGGGAAUCGACCCUUCCGAUUUGUUGCUACUUGUGCUACUCAUCCUGGGUAUAGGGAUAUUGUGAAUCAGUCAUGGUGGUCUAGUAAUAGAGGGAUUCAUGGCAAGCUUUCGGAAGUACAGAAGAAUUCACUAGAGUUUAACUCGAAGUUAUUUGGUAACAUUUUUGUUAAGAAAUGUGAAUUAGAGCAGCAGAUUAAUUAUUUACAAAAGCAUUUGGAAGUGGUGGAUAGUAUUUAUUUGCGUCAGAAAGAGCAACAUUUGCUUGAUGAUUAUAAUAAUAGUCUAGUGCAAGAAGAGCUCCUAUGGUUCCAAAAGUCUAGAGAGCAGUGGGUAAGGUUCGGGGAUAGGAAUACAAGAUUCUUUCAUAUUCAAACUCUUGUGCGAAGGAAGCAUAAUAAGAUUCAUAGCCUUUUUCUCAAGGAUGGAGUGUGGAAAACUGAUCCAGAGGUUCUGAGUCAAGAAGCAGAGUCUUUCUAUAAAAGCUUAUUCUGUCAUUUGGAUGAUGUUGAUUUGGGUUGUCUUGAUGAUGUGCCUCUUCCUUCUCUGAAUGAGGAAGCUUGCAAUAAUCUUACGGCACCAGUUACUAUGGAGGAAGUCAGAACAACUGUUUUUCACAUAAACUCUUUUAAAGUUUUGGGUCCUGAUGGGUUUCAAGCUUUCUUCUUCAAAGAAUAUUGGGAGAUUAUUGGUCUUGAUGUUUGGAAGAUGGUUAAGCAGGCAUUCUUCGGUGUUACUCUUGAUCCGAGAAUGUUGGAGACUUUACUGGUUCUUAUUCCAAAGGUUGAAUCACCGGUAUCUAUGAAAGAUUUCAGGCCGAUUAGUCUCUACAAUGUAGUUUACAAGAUCAUCACGAAGGUCCUUGUUAAUAGGCUUCGUUCUCAUAUUGCGGAGAUUGUUGGCCCGCUUCAAGGAGGAUUUAUUCCAGGAUGA